GGUGUCUUCAUUGCGGACGCUCUUUCGUUCUUUCUUUUGGGUGGGCAUUUUAAUCAGAGAAGACGAGUCAGAGAGAGGAAAGAGAAUUGCUGCAAAAAGACCAACUUGACCUUCGAUCUUCAUCUUCCUCUCUCCCUCGCUUCUGUUGAUUUAGUUCUCCUUUCUUCUUCAUUGUUGUUAGUUUUUUUGUUCAGACGGUCACCAUGAACGGGAAGGCCAACGUUUCUAAAGAGCUCAACGCAAAGCAUAAAAAGAUAUUGGAAGGACUUCUUAAACUGCCAGAAAAUAGGGAAUGUGCCGAUUGCAAAGCUAAAGGUCCAAGAUGGGCAAGUGUGAACCUAGGCAUCUUUAUCUGCAUGCAGUGUUCAGGAAUACAUCGAAGUCUUGGGGUUCAUAUUUCAAAGGUUCGGUCUGCAACUCUGGACACCUGGCUUCCAGAGCAGGUUGCGUUCAUUCAAUCCAUGGGAAAUGAGAAAGCUAAUUCUUACUGGGAAGCAGAGCUACCCCCAAAUUAUGAUAGAGUUGGAAUCGAGAAUUUUAUUCGUGCAAAGUAUGAAGAGAAGAGAUGGAUUCCGAGGGAUGGAAAACUAAAAUCACCUUCUGGGGAGCAGGAAGACAGGACUUCUUCAAAUUGGCAGAGGCCUGCCGAAAGAAGUGGGCAUGGUUUUACAUCUGCUUCUGAGAACACUUUUCAUGAAAAGAAGAAAAUUCAGGCAACAAAUACAAUUCCUGCAACAAGAAAUAAUGUUCCUGCUCCUCCAAAAGUACCUGAACAGGUAUCUCCUGCGAAACCUCAGCAUGUAGAGAAAGUGGAACCUGUGGGUCCAGAACUGCAAACUGAGUCAACUAAACAGGCUACGGAUGUGGCUCAGAAUACCCCUUCAAAAGUUGACUAUGCGACGGACCUUUUCAACUUGUUAUCCAUGGAUGGCCCAGGUGAAAAUGGCUCAGAGGAAGCUGGUACUACUACUGGCGAUAGUGACUGGGAAGGUUUUCAGUCCGCUGCAGAAGCAUCGACAACUGAGAAGGCUGGUUCCACAAGAGUAGUAGAGAGCACUCCCAAGUCUAAUUCUGGAAUUGAGGAUCUAUUUAAGGAUUCACCUUCAGUGACUCCUUUAGUUCCAGAAAAACCACUGAAAGAUUUGAAAAAUGAUAUCAUGAACCUCUUUGAAAAGUCCAACAUGGUCUCUCCAUUUUCUGCACACCAGCAGCAGCUUGCUAUGCUUGCACAGCGACAGUCCCUUCUAAUGGCUGCUUCAGCCAACUCUGCUGGAGGGAACCCCACGUAUCCUGAUAGUAUACAACAACUUGGACUGAAUGGAUCCAAUAUUCCUGUCCCAAGUUGGCCAGCUGCUGGUUACCCAAUUCCUGGAGCAUUGCCGAUGGCUGGUCAGGGAGAGCUGCAGAAACUUAUGCAGACUAGGAGCACGACUCCAGCACAUCUGCCGUUGAAUUCUGUGCAGUAUCCAAUAUCUAGUUUCUAUACAAUGGGACAGGUUAGACCAGUUAAUGGUGUGACGACGAUGGGAGCGAGUAAAGCUCCGCCAGCAGCUUCAAUGGCGUCAUCAACCUCCUCACAGGCACCUAAGGACUAUGACUUCUCCUCUUUAACGCAAGGGAUGUUUGCCAAACACUGAUUGAUUAGGCUUUUGUUUGACACCGUCAACUUUGUGCCAUAUAUCAAUAUAGAAUUAGUUUAAAUCAAAUGAAAAUGCAGUUCUUUCUUUUCCUCAAGAUUCUGUUGGGUUGGGAGCCAUUUGUGGAAUGCGUUCGCUUCAUAGAGAAUAGUUCAGUUUUUUUCUUUCGUGUUGAGUGGUCGCUUCUUUUGUAGAAUGUGUAUUCACAAUAAUGAAAUUAGUAUAUUGAUUAUUUUGUUCA
This is a messenger RNA of Prosopis cineraria, 1878 nucleotides long. RefSeq names its product ADP-ribosylation factor GTPase-activating protein AGD5-like. Lineage: Eukaryota; Viridiplantae; Streptophyta; Magnoliopsida; Fabales; Fabaceae. Bases 204 to 1637 code for a protein of 477 amino acids. Gene Ontology annotation, molecular function: GTPase activator activity. The transcript has 11 exons. The record is from RefSeq and is a predicted model, not a curated record.